Messenger RNA from Lytechinus pictus (painted urchin), 1080 nucleotides. Its product is annotated as rhodopsin, GQ-coupled-like. The coding region runs from base 1 to 1080 and encodes 359 amino acids. Gene Ontology annotation, cellular component: membrane. Gene Ontology annotation, biological process: G protein-coupled receptor signaling pathway. Lineage: Eukaryota; Metazoa; Echinodermata; Echinoidea; Temnopleuroida; Toxopneustidae. Gene Ontology annotation, molecular function: G protein-coupled receptor activity. The transcript has a single exon. The record is from RefSeq and is a predicted model, not a curated record.
AUGGAAAAAACACAACAGAUCCAAUUUGAUAACUUCACAGACGGAGACAGAAACUCGGAUGUAGAUUGGACAGAUUGGACCAGUCCCGAGAGUAGCGGAGUGCUAGAAGGUAUACCAUAUUACCACCGAGUUACCGUUGCAUCCAUCUUAAUUUUAUUGAUGUUGAUCGGCCUCUUUGGUAACACCAUCGUCAUCAUUACCGUCGUCGCCGCCAAAAAGCUUCGUACGACCACCAACAUACUGGUGGUCAAUCUUGCAUUUGCAGAUUUGAUGACGUGUAUCUGCAUCCCGUUCAACGUUGUGGCCCUUCUAAGCCAAACAAAUGAAUAUCCCUUGCCCGAUUUCAUCUGCGCCACCAUUGCUGGAGUUACCACUUCCUGUAUAUGCUGCAGUGCCUUUACUCUAGCUGCCAUCGCCGUUGUCCGUUGGUACGUCAUAACGAGAUCCGUCCGUGGCCACCAAGGUAUCCAUACCGCUAAGAAAAUCACCUCAGUUGUGGCGAUUCUCUGGAUCGGUUCCGCGGCUGCGAUGGUCAUUCCCCCUCUCCUAGGCAUAGGAACCCUUGGCUAUUCGGAAUACUACGCCGUUUGUUUUACAACGGACACAAACCCGCUUGUGGUGUACUAUGGCAUCAUCCAAGGAGCUGCAAUUGUCAUUGUUUUGUUGGUAACCACGUUAUUUUACCUUCUCAUCCUGUACCAUGUUCUUCAGCACAAUAAGCGCUUUCGGGACAGGUAUGAAGCUGACAGAACCUCAGACGAAGCGCAAGGCCAGGAUUCAUCACCAUCUUCCGUAUCUCGUCCACCUAUGAUCAAGGCCAUCAACAGAAAGGAGAUCAAGAUUACAAAGAAUCUCUUCACGGUUGUCUGUAUCUUUAUCUUCAGUUUCCUACCAACCGGGGUGAAUCUGAUCAUCCCUGGUACGAGUGUUUCCACAUUAUACACCACCAUGAUAAUUCAGGCAAACAGCGUUGUGAACCCAAUCGUCUACGGACUCAGGCAUCCCAACUUCCAGGAAGUCUUCAAGAGCAUCCCUAAUUGCUGCAGGUGUUCCAAGGAGGAGUCAUCAAGUCAAAAGUGA